AUGCACCCGCAGCACUUCCUCCUGGCUGCAUGGGGUGGGGAUGUAGAGAAAGUCCGGAGGGGGCUGGAGGAAGGACUGGACGUCAAUACAAAGGAUGGGAAUGGAGACACAGGUCUGCAUGAAGCGUGUAGAGGAGGUCAUGACAAGGUUGUGGAGCUGCUCAUCAAGAACGGUGCUGAUAUCAAUGUGACUAACGAGGACGGAUACACGGGUCUGCAUGAAGCGUGUAGAGGUCAUGCCAAGGUUGUGGAGCUUCUCAUCAAGAACGGAGCUGAUCUCAAUCCGACUAACAAGCUGUGGCAGGCGCACUGUGAACGGCUGGGAGACUAUUUCCGAUGUGGUGAAGGAGAGUGGUGGACAGUUACAGAGGAGGGAGUUGCCUUCCACGAUGGACCAUCCCAUCCCGACAGCCGUCCUUCAGGACCUCACAUGUUCCACUUCCGAAGCAGCACACUGGAGACAGUUCACGAACAUCAGCGCGAUUCCUGGCAAAAGUGCAUGCAGGACAAUGUGGUGGUUCCAUUGCGAAAAAUUUACAUAUACGAGAAGGAUGGAGAAAGGAACUUGACAGAAGUAAAGUAUACAGACUUCCUCCCACCCUGUGAAGGAAGUUCAGAAGAGAUGGAGGCAGCCUUAAAUGCUGAGUGCUAUGACGUGAUGGAGGAUGACAGUUCUGCUGAUGAGCCUGUGGAGCAAGUGCGGGAGGUAGAAGAAGUCUGCAAUCUCCUGGCCUUUGAAGAUGACAGAACUGUACACAGUGAACAGCAGCAAAACGAGAUGUCAACUGCAAGCUUGCCACCCACUGUGACCAAUCAGAGCCCAGGUGCUGCCUUCUUGCCACCACUAGCUGGGACCCAUGCUGUCCAAUCAAGCAGUGAUCCUCCAAGCUCGACACCUGCCGUGACCAAUCAGAGCCCAGCUGGUACAUUUAUGUCACUACAGAUUGGGAACCAUGCUGUCCAAUCAAGAUGUUCUGACAGUACUCCCCAAAGAGAAGGCAGGAGGGGCAAGGCAGAGCCAAUUCAGCUGUUUUCAGCCAAGCCAUCUCUGUGUUCAAGAGAGGAAAGGGACAAAGAAGGGAAGCAGUCUUCCUGGUCCAGGAACCUGUACAAGCUUCUUGGAGACACUCAAGAGGUCUCAACAUUUGAGAGACUACGAGAGAAGAUGAGAGUGCCUGGGCAUGUUAGGAAUGUUAUCAAGCCUGACUAUGAAAAAACUGUUGCAGUGCUGCAAACGAAAGUCAGCAGGUGCUACUCAGACUUGAAAAGAGACGUGGAAAUCUGGGAGAGACAAUUUAUGUUUGAACAUAACUGUGCUUGCCCCACGUUGGCUGAUGUCAAUGAAGCGCCUGCUGAUAUUAAAGUCCUCUAUGAGAAUUUAAAGCUAGCAAAGUCUCUCAUGAAAGCAUUUGGAAUGAAUUGAUGCUGUUGCCAUUUGCGGUUUCAGUUUGAUAGUUAACAUUGGGUGAAGAUUAGAUUGAAUAUUCUGUAAUUGUUCACAAUGAUGUCUAUAUGCACCUAACUAGUGUGUACAUGUAAAAUUGGAGCUCAGUAUGUCGUGUAGACAUUUCUGCUGUGUAUGCCCACCUAACCUGCACAGGUCCACCUGCAUUGUUUAUGUGAAUGUUUGUUACUAUUUUUUAUGUACUGGUUGGUUAUACCCUAUACAAAUUAAGAAAUUCAUUUUUUCUAAGAAUCUCUCACUGAGACCUUUUUGUGUAGAAAAAAGGGAUCCCUAAUGAAGGUAAAAUUUGGCUUGGGUACAUUAGUAAUUCUUAAUGUUUAACAAUUCCAGUACCCUUUGCCUUUAGUCUGAGGGAAUGUUUUGGGCUCAAGUGCCUUAGUUUUGGGGAAUACUACCAGGUAAGCAAUAAACAAGAAUUGGUGCCAUCAGAUAAAAAAUCACGAUGGAGACAAUCAAAUUUGACUUGACAUGAAUUUUCAUGAUUAGGACCUGAAUCAUCAGGCGAAACUAAGAGAAGUUCUUAUAUGAAAAGCUGUGAGAACAGAUAAGAGCAGAUAGUAAUGAAAUUCAUUCAUGGCAGGCCAUAUGAAAUGCAGAAUACAGGGUAUGGAAUGCAGAAAAUAAAUGGCCAUGAUUAGUGAUGUAAAGCAAAUGCACAUU
Branchiostoma floridae (Florida lancelet) is the source of this 2124-nucleotide messenger RNA. RefSeq lists its product as uncharacterized. The record is from RefSeq and is a predicted model, not a curated record. The transcript has 8 exons. The coding region runs from base 1 to 1422 and encodes 473 amino acids. Gene Ontology annotation, cellular component: cytoplasm; nucleus. Gene Ontology annotation, molecular function: protein binding. Lineage: Eukaryota; Metazoa; Chordata; Leptocardii; Amphioxiformes; Branchiostomatidae.